Anastrepha obliqua is the source of this 546-nucleotide messenger RNA. RefSeq lists its product as uncharacterized. The coding region runs from base 80 to 493 and encodes 137 amino acids. The transcript is spliced from 3 exons. NCBI's taxonomy places the organism in Eukaryota, Metazoa, Arthropoda, Insecta, Diptera, Tephritidae. The record is from RefSeq and is a predicted model, not a curated record. Gene Ontology annotation, cellular component: mitochondrial inner membrane. Gene Ontology annotation, biological process: mitochondrial respiratory chain complex IV assembly; mitochondrial respiratory chain complex I assembly.
ACGGUUUAUCUGAGCUGCUUUGAUAUAAUAGUUAAAUGGGAAAGGUUAUCAAACAUAAAAAAUUGUCUUAUUACAAAAAAUGCGGUUCCCAUCAAAUAAAACACUUGGAAAAAUUGCUGUGUACGGAGCAGUUGCUUCCAUUUCGGCUGCAAUGUAUAUGCAACAUAAAAUGAAGGAUCGCAUAAGAAAUUCCGAAUAUUUUCGUUUAGCCGUCCAGGCUUUGAGGAAACACAGAGGUGCUUCGAGUUUACUGGGUGAGCCUAUCAGAGAAAUUGGCUUUGAUUUAGGUGAUACCAAAAAUUUUGCAGACGGGAAAAAUGCUCAGUUUGAAGUGCGUGUGAAAGGCGCUAAAGAUAAAGGUAAGAUGUUCUUUUGGGCGACACGAACACCUGAAGAAGGAUGGUUGUUGGAUCGUUUAGAACUGGAGCUGCAAUCACAACCCGAAAAACGUUUCCUAAUAAAGAAAGCUGAAAAUUUAGAAAAGUCUGAAUGAAGUACGAAGAAUCAAUUUCAGAGAAUAUUCCAAAAAUAGUAAGCAAAAGUUGA